Ailuropoda melanoleuca (giant panda) is the source of this 2178-nucleotide messenger RNA. RefSeq names its product CD8 subunit alpha (gene CD8A). NCBI's taxonomy places the organism in Eukaryota, Metazoa, Chordata, Mammalia, Carnivora, Ursidae. Gene Ontology annotation, cellular component: external side of plasma membrane. The record is from RefSeq and is a predicted model, not a curated record. The transcript is spliced from 6 exons. The coding region runs from base 151 to 870 and encodes 239 amino acids. Gene Ontology annotation, biological process: T cell mediated immunity; cell surface receptor signaling pathway; cytotoxic T cell differentiation.
GCGACUCUCCUCCGGGGGGGCUUCGGGUGACAUCACAUCCUCCGAACGCGCAAUCUGGCUCCUCGGCCGGCCGAAGGGCGCAACUUCCCGGCUCGGCGUCCCACCGGCUCCAGCGCGCGUCCGCACGCGUCGCGCAGCGCCGAGCGCGCCAUGGCCUCUCGGGUGACCGCCCUGCUCCUGCCGCUGGCCCUGCUGCUCCAUGCCGCCGCGGCCGGCGGGCCGAGCCGGUUCCGCAUGACGCCGCGGAAGGUGGUCGGACAGCUGGACAGCAAGGUGGAGCUGCAGUGCGAGGUGCUGCUGUCCAGCGCGGCGCCGGGCUGUUCGUGGCUCUACCAGAAGAAUGAACCCGCCGCCCGCCCCGUCUUCCUCAUGUACCUCUCCCAAACCCGGGCCAAGGUGGCCGAGGGGCUGGACCCCAAUCAGACCUCGGGCAAGAGGAUCCGUGACACCCUCUACAACCUCACCCUGCAACGCUUCCGCAAGGAGGACGAAGGCUACUAUUUCUGCUCUAUCCUGAGCAACUCCAUGCUGUACUUCGGCCCCUUCGUGCCGGUCUUCCUGCCAGUCGAUCCCACCCCUACUCCGGCGCCGCGACCACCCACGCGGGCGCCCACCAACGCGUCGCAGCUGGUGUCUCUGAGCCCGGGGAUCUGCCGGCCUGCGGCGGGCAGCGCAGGGGGAAAAAGUGGGCUGGACUUCGCCUGUGAAAUCUACAUCUGGGCACCCCUGGCUGGCACCUGCGCCAUCCUUCUCCUGUCACUGGUCAUCACCGUCAUCUGCAACCACAGGAACCGAAGACGUGUUUGCAAAUGUCCCAGGCCCAUGGUCAGACUGGGAGGCAAGCCCAGCCCUUCAGAGAAAUACGUCUAACAUGGAGAUGGGCCCUGUGCAACAGCCACUACAAGACCAAACAGAACUCUCUCUGUGAGAACAGCAACAGUCCUUCCCAUUUGGUUUUUCUAGCCUUUCUUCCUUAUAUAUCCAUUCUCAUUAUUAUUUUUGUGGGGGUGGGGCGGGAAGGGUGACUUCUUCUUUAUGUGUUUUCCUUAGUUGACACAAAACAAGACUUGUAUGUCUGCAGUACACCACAAGGGUUACGAUACCACUGUGUGCACGCAUUGGGGUAAAGGGUGAGCAGGCAAGAGCUACCACGAGCCAUGUUCUCAGAAUCUGGCGGUUAGAGCUGGGAGGUGGGGUGCUCAGCAUGACUUGGUCCAAACCUCUUCAGUUGACAUCCAGGGAUGGGGAGCAGCUUGGUCAGAGUCACAGCAAGUCUCAGCGCUCUUCCUCCAGCCAUUCAGGUCUUUCUUCUGCAGGCGUCUGUCUCAGCCCCGGGGUGCUGUGCCUCAAACCGUAAGGGCGCAAGUGAUUUCUUGAGCAGCGUGAUAGACCCACGACUGCACCCUCAGCCUCGAGGAGGUUAUAAGAGAACUUCUGCCUUUCACAGAGUUCUGUAAUGCCAUGAUCAGAACUUUUUAUAAUGCCACUGUCAGACUUUUUAUAAUCAAAUGCAGAACUGCAUGGCAUAGGAAGUCCUCGAAUAAAGGGGAAGGGGUACACUGAAUCCUGGAAAAGGAAAAAGUCAAUCUCUAAAGACCAUCUCCGGGAAAUCCCCAAGUGGAGGCAAAAUUGCUCUCCCGGCCCCUGCAGUGCCGAGGGGCCUGUGAAAGAGGCGAGACCACCCCUUGACAAGCAUGAUCUGAGCAUCGGUGCAGUUGAACAGAGGUCCCCCGGAGCCUCUAAACUUGCGUACCCUCUCUGAUCAUGCUCCUGGAACGUCGACGGCUUCUGACAGUGUGCAAAGGCGGAAUCGUUCCAGAGCUGCAGCCCCGGCCCCAGCCUCCCCUCGACCAGCAGAUGCGGGGCUGAGACAGAACAGACUCCGGUGAGGCGGCCGAGAGCCAAACCUGCUGCCCUGCACACGCGUGUCCUCUCGCACGGAGUUGAACAAGCAGCGAGUGCUCACUGGAAGAGAAAACUCCAAUGAGGACGUAAGAAUGACCCGUUAUUCUUUACCUCAGGUGUAAUCCGUUGUUAAUAUUGUGGCGUACAUUCUUCCUGAUGACUUUCUAUGCAUAAAUGUGAGGUAUAUACUUCCGAUUUUUAAAAAUGGGAUUGCGCUCUGCUCUUUAUAAAUGGCUUUAAUAAACAUCGAUGGCAUCCUUUUUAAUGACAAAA